GGCUGCUGAAGUCGAAGGAAAUACUUGUGAGAAAAGUGUUUUUGUCCUCACAUUGAACACGGUACCGUGUCUCUGGUUGUACUGUGUAACUGUUCGAGCAGAUAUGGAUGAAUAUGACGAACUGUUCGAGAUACAGGACGACUUCGAGGACCAGUAUGCUGACGAGCUGGAGGCGCUGGCUCAGAUGGAGGAGGAAUCUUCCAAGCAGAAGAAACAUCCGAAGCAGGGUGCAACAGACGACAUUUCUGACAUAGAGCACCUGCUCGAUGAUCAGCCCACGACCCCAAAGGCAAAGCGGCAGAAGCAGGAUGCAGGAGUGGCCAAGCGACUUUUCAACUCACAGCAGACUCAAGAGAGCAAAGCCCCAAAGCAGAGUGAUGACAUCACACCCCCGUCCUCUCCAGAGCAGUAUGAACACCCUCGCACCUUCAGGUCGACGCCAGCACAGUUGGAUAUCAGCGGCUUUGCUACAAUCCCAGAGACACCCAGGCGACCUCCCACAGCGGCGCCAACAUCGCAGCAUGUGCUGAGGCGGCCUCCUUUAGAGGGAGAGUACGUUACUGUGACAGACUCAUCAGGGACUCGGGUCUACCUCCGACAAGCAGAAGACACGGGGACAAAGGUAGUGGACACCAGAUUGGUUCCAAACUCCCAGGGUUCACUGGGGCUGCUGGCGGUGCCGAUUGGUGUUUUGAGAGAACAAGAGGCAGAAAGACGCCACCAGCAGCUUGUGGAAGAAUCUCAGCAUCUUACUGAUAUACUGUCCAGCAGUGUGAACGAUGUGGUUGUUGAGCCUGAAAGCAGAGAAGAUGAAGAAAACGACGAUCCUGAGGACACAGAGGGACGAACGUCACGCCUCUGGGUGGACAGAUUCUCUCCCAGACACUACACAGAGCUUCUCAGUGAUGAUUUUACAAACCGCUGUCUGCUCAAGUGGUUAAAACUUUGGGACACUGUUGUGUUCGGAAGAGAGAGGAAGUCCCGCCCCGCCCGGUCUGACAGACAGGCUCCCAGCCAGAAUUCAUUUAAACCCAACCAACCCAAUCAGAAUCAGAAUCGCUUCAAGAGCAAGAUCGAGGUGACUGAGGAGCUUCUGGAGGCCGAACUGGACCAGUACAAACGACCCAAAUUCAAGGUGGCGUUGUUGUCUGGUCCUCCAGGUUUGGGGAAGACCACCCUGGCUCAUGUCAUAGCAAAGCAUGCUGGGUACAACGUGGUGGAAAUCAAUGCCAGUGACGAUCGCAGUGCAGAGGUGUUCCAGAAACGCAUCGACACAGCGACACAGAUGAAGUCGGUUUUGGGAGCCAACGAGAAGCCAAACUGCCUCAUUAUUGAUGAGAUCGACGGAGCCCCUGCGGCUGCAAUCAACAUCCUGUUAGCAACUCUGAACAGGAAAGACGGACAUGGCGGGGAAGCGGGCACAGAGGCAGCGAAGAAGAAAAAGAAAAAGGAGCCCAUCCUGCUCCGACCAAUCAUCUGCAUCUGUAACGACCUUUAUGUUCCAGCUCUCAGACCUCUCAGGCAGCAGGCCUUCCUCCUGGUGUUCCCCCAGACUCAGCCCUCGCGCCUUGCACAGAGACUGGCAGAGAUUUCAGUCAAGCAGGGGAUGAAGACAGACACAGGCACUCUGAUGUCACUGUGUGAAAAGACUGACAACGACAUCAGGUCUUGCAUCAACACACUACAGUUCCUCCACGGUCGCGGCCACAAGCAGGUGAACACAAAGACAAUCCAGUGUGUGUCUGUGGGGCAAAAGGACCAGAACAAAGGCUUGUUCCAUCUGUGGCAGGGAAUCUUCCAGCUUCAACGUGCUAAACGGAAACGUAUCGGUGAGGGGUUUGAGGAGGGACCAGGUUCAGGUGCAGCUCAGAGGUUUCAGCACAUUCUGCUGCUGGCUUCAUCUAGUGGAGAGUAUGAGAAGGUUUCUCAGGGUCUGUAUGAUAAUUAUCUGUCCAUGCGUGUGAGGGACCCCAACCUGCAGAGUGUCAGUGAGGCUCUGGAUUGGCUGUUGUUCUCAGACAGGUUGAACCAAGUCAUCAUGCACGGGCAGAACUUCUCCCUAAUGAGAUACCUUCCCUUCCUGUCUGUCACGUUCCACUUCCUGUUUGCACACACAAACGUGCCCCGCAUCAACUAUCCCCACAGCCAGCAUGAGGCGUCCACCAAGCUCCUUAGCAACAGGAAUGCUUUGUCCACCAUGUUGACAGACAUCCCAGCAUGCAUCAGAACGAGGAUCAGCCAGCUCAGCCUGUCCCUUGAUAUUCUCACGCUGCUCCUCGACAUCAUUUGUCCCAAACUGCGGCCUGUGAAUCCGCAGCUGUUCAGCAGCAGAGAGAAGGAGCAGAUGCGUGACCUGAUCAACACCAUGCUGGCUUACAACCUCUCAUACAGGCAGGACCGCACGCCUGAGGGGCAGUACACCUACCUGCUGGAGCCGCGUGUUGAAGAGGUUGUGAGGUUUCCUGGCCUUCCUCCACGCCGUCAGCUGACGUAUCAGGCCAAACAAACCAUCAGCAGAGAGAUGGAGCAAGAGAAGAUGAGGAGAGCCGAGCAGCUGAUGAUGCAGCGAAACCCUGCAGCGCAGAAAGAGGAAGAAAAAAAAGAGUGCUGGUCCUAAACCAACGAGGAACCAUCAGCAGAGGCUGGAGAACAUCGUCAAACAGACCACAGUGGAGACGAGGCCGGAGGUGGAUUUCUUUGGUCGAGCUGUCGCCCCCAAACCUCAGAGACCGCAGCCCGCCCCAGAGACAGGUGAGAAGUGUGCAG
Plectropomus leopardus (leopard coralgrouper) is the source of this 2766-nucleotide messenger RNA. RefSeq names its product CTF18, chromosome transmission fidelity factor 18 homolog (S. cerevisiae) (gene chtf18). NCBI's taxonomy places the organism in Eukaryota, Metazoa, Chordata, Actinopteri, Perciformes, Serranidae. Gene Ontology annotation, molecular function: ATP binding; ATP hydrolysis activity. The record is from RefSeq and is a predicted model, not a curated record.